UGCCGUUAAACCCUGAUUUCCCAAAGUUCAAAACUUUGCACCCCAAAAACUGUAGAGUCCAAUGUCAGAAAAUCUUAAGCACCCACUCAAACUAGAUAGCAUCAGCAACUCCCAAUCUCCCCAAAGGCCUUCAAAGAUUUUCAAAACCGCCGACGAUCUCAGCGAGGAGUCUCAGCAACUGCAAUCGAUGAGCCAACACCCUGGAAUCCAGCGAUAUCUUCUGGCAAUCGAGUACAUUGGUACUCGCUUUUCGGGCUCGCAGCAGCAGUCCAAUUGCCGCACAGUUGUUGGCGUUCUUGAGGAGGCAUUUCGUAAAUUUAUUGGGCAGCCGGUUUCGAUAUUCUGUUCAAGUCGAACUGAUGCUGGAGUCCAUGCCUUGUCGAAUGUUUGUCAUGUAGAUGUUGAGCGCAUUAGCAAAAGGAAGCCUGGCGAAGUGUUAGAACCCCAUGAAUCUGCAGUGGUCAAAAAAGCUGUGAAUCAUUUCUUACAGAAGAAUGAAGGUGACGUAAUGGUGAUAGAUGUUCGAAGUGUUCCAGCUAAUUUUCAUGCUCGAUAUAAAGCCCAAGAGCGCACGUACUUCUACCGUUUUCUGUCCGGACCAGAGCCUUUGUCAACUUUUGAAAAAGACCGGGCAUGGCAUGUACCUGAGGAGCUGGAUCUUUGCUCUAUGCAGGAAGCAUGCAAGGUUCUGGUUGGACAUCAUGAUUUUAGUUCCUUUAGGGCAGCAGGUUGUCAGGCAAAGUCGCCGAUCAGAACUUUGGAUGAACUUAAUGUUUCUGAGGUAGUGUCAAGUCCUUGUUUUCCAUCAAUAAUGGAGAGGAAACAAAACAAUUUAGUGGAGGAAGAUCCUCAUGCCCACACUAACAAAUUAGAGACUGAUACACCCUCUAGUUUCAAUGAAGGACAAGGAUUUGGUGUGAGAAAAAAGCACCGUUGCUUUGUGGUAACCGCACGAGCACGUUCUUUUCUAUACCACCAGGUUAGACUGCUUGUUGGUGUACUCAAAUGCGUUGGCACUGGAGAUUUAAAAGUACCUGAUGUCGAGAGGAUCUUGAAUGCAAAGACGGUGACUGCCGCUAGUCCCAUGGCACCUGCCUGUGGUCUGUACCUUGGACAAGUGAAGUACGAUUUGCCAUGAGAUGAACACGGCUACUCUGUCAGAUGCUUGCGGUGGACUUCUGUGGAAUCUUAGAGAAGGUGUGUCUUCGGGGGGUUGCAUGGAGGGCAAGCGUUCUAUAUGUGCACCAGUUCAUCGGACUAGUGCGCGAAUGCACCAAAGCCUAUGAUGUCCUGCAGUAGAUAUUGUUGAUUCAAAUUUCAGGGUUAUACUCGUCGCCAAUUUUUCAAGCCUACCGCGCAGACAUUGUCGACCCAAAUUUCUCAGAAAGUUCAUAAACACAAGCAUUUUUUAAUAGUAGAUGUCAAGUUGAUGGUUAGAGAUCGAUAGCGGAUUCCACGUACACUGUUUUAUUCCCGUAUUAAGGUUUGCCUCGUUGCCGAUACUAAUAGCUCCUUUUUCCGGAGUACCAAACGUGGGAUGUGAUUAGGCUUGACCAUUUAUUCCACGACUUGUAUUUUUUUUAUCACAAACGAUAUUAUUUCCGCUAAGAAGAGAAGAUGAAUUUAAUCUCACAAUUGACUAACAA
Malus domestica (apple) is the source of this 1646-nucleotide messenger RNA. RefSeq lists its product as uncharacterized. Gene Ontology annotation, biological process: tRNA pseudouridine synthesis. Gene Ontology annotation, molecular function: pseudouridine synthase activity; RNA binding. NCBI's taxonomy places the organism in Eukaryota, Viridiplantae, Streptophyta, Magnoliopsida, Rosales, Rosaceae. The record is from RefSeq and is a predicted model, not a curated record.